Molecule: messenger RNA, 2700 nt
Organism: Ficedula albicollis (Collared flycatcher)
Lineage: Eukaryota; Metazoa; Chordata; Aves; Passeriformes; Muscicapidae
Gene: SAMD8
Product: sterile alpha motif domain containing 8
Exons: 6
Coding region: 183-1418 (411 amino acids)
Biological process (GO): ceramide biosynthetic process
Cellular component (GO): endoplasmic reticulum membrane; Golgi membrane
Molecular function (GO): sphingomyelin synthase activity; protein binding; ceramide cholinephosphotransferase activity
Source: RefSeq, a predicted model, not a curated record
UCCCUCGUGCAGCUGGACACGGUGUCUGUGCCACCUCCACAGAGCAGCUGAUCAUGCUGUGCUCUGGAGUGGCAGGAGCUCAGAAGACAUUUCCUGGCGUUUAAGUGCCCCUCCUGUUUGGUAGGGGGUGUCUUUUGCUGGAUAUCGGAGCAGGUCAGAGCGAUUGGCGGACACAGGGCAGGAUGGCAGGCAGUAACCAGCUCUGCAUUCGCCGUUGGACCAACAAGAACGUGGCCAGGUGGCUGAAGGAAGAAGGCUUCUGUGAAUACGUGGAUCUUUUGUGCAACAGGCACAGGCUGGAUGGAAUUACCCUGCUGACACUUACUGAGUAUGACUUGCGAUCCCCUCCUCUGGAAAUCAAAAUCUUGGGGGAUAUCAAGAGGCUGAUGUUGUCCAUACGCAAACUGCAGAAGCAGCACAUCGAUGUCCUGGAAGAGCUGGGUUUCACCAGUGAUGGUCAUGCUGGCACUGUUGGUGCACUACAGGGGGCAGAUUGGUUUUGUAAUGGUGAUGUACCUCGGGACUAUGAUGGACCAAUUACUGACUUGAAUGGUGAUCAGUAUCAAUAUACAAAUGGAAAACACAAACAUGCCACACGCAGACUGGACCCAGAGUACUGGAAGACAGUUUUAAGUUGUGUGUAUGUCUUCAUAGUGUUUGGCUUUACGUCGUUUGUUAUGGUGAUAGUACACGAGCGAGUACCUGACAUGCAAACAUAUCCACCUCUACCAGACAUAUUUCUAGAUAGCGUCCCUAGGAUACCAUGGGCUUUUGCUAUGACUGAAGUAUGCGGUGUAAUUCUUUGCUAUAUUUGGCUCGUGGUUCUUCUGCUUCACAAACACAGAUCUAUACUCCUGCGCAGGCUGUGCAGCCUCAUGGGGACAGUAUUUCUACUACGUUGCAUUACAAUGUUUGUUACCUCACUCUCUGUGCCAGGACAGCACUUGCAGUGUACUGGAAAGUUGUAUGGCAAUGUUUGGGCAAAGCUCCAGCGGGCAUUUGCAAUAUGGAGUGGCUUUGGAAUGACUCUGACUGGAGUACAUACAUGUGGAGAUUAUAUGUUCAGUGGUCACACCGUCGUCCUGACCAUGCUCAACUUCUUUGUCACAGAAUACACGCCAAGGAGCUGGAACUUCUUGCACACCUUGUCCUGGGUCCUGAAUCUCUUUGGGAUCUUCUUCAUUUUGGCUGCACAUGAGCAUUAUUCUAUAGAUGUCUUCAUUGCUUUUUACAUCACUACAAGACUCUUUUUGUAUUACCAUACAUUGGCUAAUACCAGAGCAUAUCAACAGAGUAGGAGGGCAAGGAUAUGGUUUCCAAUGUUUUCUUUUUUUGAAUGCAAUGUUAAUGGUACUGUUCCCAAUGAGUAUUGCUGGCCCUUUUCAAAACCUGCUAUUCUAAAAAGAUUAAUUGGUUGAAGACUGUGUGGGUCAGUUCAGAUUUUUAUGAAGCAUUAUGACUAAGAUCCUACAAGGGAGAAGUCAAGUAACAUUUUUCACUCCAUGAUCUCCUCCUUGCCUUGUUUAUUGGAUUCUUAGCUGUAAAAUGGGGUUUCCAUACUUUACAGGGAUGUAUUUUGUUUUCUCCUUGUGGAAAUAGAAAACAAUGCAGAGAUGGGUAAAGUGAAGCAUGAAUAUAAACCAGAAUACUGUUACCCUUGGUAAGGUUCUGUGUUAAUGCUUAUGGAUUAUUAACCUCCAAUAUGUAUGGAAUAUAACACACCCUUUACAGGUGCAGAUAAUCUUUGUUACCUGAGUGCCAGCCUUUACAUAUACUGACAAAAAAUUGGAACUUUAUGAAGCCUUUAUUUGAAAGCAGUCAUAAGUGAAAUUUUCAAAACAAACUGUGUAUAUUUAAAGAUUGAGGAGGUCUGUGUCAUAAUGAAGGAAGCAGUAUAGUUCCUUGCUGAGAGGGUCUCUUAACUGUUAAAAUUGCAAGUCUUGACAAUAUAAAUGGUCUGCAUACAGGUUGCCAAAAAUGAAAGUCUGCCUUGUGGCUGUGCAGUGAUGAUAUUUUUUUUAAUAAGAACUUAUUUAGUCUAGUCCAUCAGUUGUAUGAUUGUUCUAGCACUUGAAAGUUUUCCCUUUUGUGUUUAAAUGAGUUCAAGUAAGUGGAACAUCCACUGAAAGUAAACUUAGCUUUAGUGAGUUUAAAGCCACAAAAGAACUUUGGUGUGGUCUUAUUUGCUUUAUACCCAAAGCCAUGCAUGCUUUUCAGGAGCAGUUCUUUAACAUUGGAAAAACAGAACAGUUGUCUUUGUCUAUCUUUCUGUCCUAUAAAUGGAUGGGAAAAAUGCAUGUAGUAACUCUUUCAGGAAUAAUAAUAAUAGUGAGUAUUGGAAAUAGUGCUCAUGUUGAUGUAUGUUUUAGCACUCUGGUGUCAACACUAUGGUGAAUAUCUCUGGAUAUAUAUAUAUAUGCACAAUAUUUGGUUAUAUAUAUAAACACACAGUAUAUGUUUUUCUAGCAACUAUGAAAAGAGGCUAGUUCUUAAUUUAAGUUGCUCAUUUACUACACUGAAAGAUACCAUAAACAGCUGAGUUUUGCUUGUUGAAAAAACCAAACCACAACCCACAAUGAAACAUCCCCCAAAACCUUAAGCCAACACUCCGAGUCCAUAAGGCAUGAGCAGGGUCACACAAGGGCUGGUGAUCUCUUAAGCAGUGGAUUGUGAGGGGACAAUACUAAUGUUGUCUGUAGA